Molecule: messenger RNA, 960 nt
Organism: Dromiciops gliroides (monito del monte)
Lineage: Eukaryota; Metazoa; Chordata; Mammalia; Microbiotheria; Microbiotheriidae
Product: olfactory receptor 8K3-like
Exons: 1
Coding region: 1-960 (319 amino acids)
Biological process (GO): sensory perception of smell; G protein-coupled receptor signaling pathway
Cellular component (GO): membrane
Molecular function (GO): G protein-coupled receptor activity; olfactory receptor activity; odorant binding
Source: RefSeq, a predicted model, not a curated record
AUGGAAGAAAUGGAUAAGUGGAAUGAAACUACUUCGAUUCAAGUAACAGAAUUCAUUCUCUUGGGUAUUACAGAUCAGCCUGACCUGCAGAUCCCCCUCUUUCUUGUGUUCCUCAUUAUUUACAUGGUCACAGCUCUGGGAAACCUAGGCUUGAUUAUCUUGAGCAAGACUGAUUCUCGCCUGAAAACUCCCAUGUACUUUUUCCUCAGGAAUUUGGCAUUUAUUGAUCUUGGAUACUCCACUGCCAUUGGCCCAAAAAUGUUGGUUAAUUUUGUAGUAGAAAAAAAUACCAUCUCCUAUGCUGCAUGUGCAACCCAGCUAGUUGUCUUUAUAACAUUAAUUAUAAGUGAACUUUUUAUGUUAUCAGUGAUGGCCUAUGACAGAUAUGUAGCUAUCUGUAACCCAUUGCUGUACAUGGUCAUCAUGUCAGACAGAAUGUGUUGUCUCUUGGUUUCCAUCCCGUAUCUCUAUAGCACCUUUACAGCACUACUAACCACAAUUAAAAUAUUUAAUUCAUCUUUUUGGAAAUCUAAUGUGAUUAGUCAUUUCUACUGUGAUAGUCUCCCCCUCUUAAGUAUUUUAGGCAAUGAAGCAAAAGAUGUAGAAUUAAUUGUUUUGAGUCUUUCUGCUUUUAAUUUAGUUUUCUCUCUGAUGGUUGUUCUUGUUUCAUAUGGACUCAUACUUAUGGCUGUCCUGAGGAUGAACUCUGCUGAGGGUAGACGCAAAGCCUUCUCCACUUGUGGCUCUCAUCUCACAGUGGUGGUUGUUUUUUAUGGAACGCUAACUUUUAUGUACUUACAGCCCAAGUCUAGCCACUCCUUUGACACAGACAAAAUGGCUUCUGUCUUCUAUACCUUGGUCAUUCCCAUGCUCAACCCUUUGAUCUAUAGUUUGAGAAAUAAGGAGGUGAAAGGAGCCUUGAAAAGAGCUCUAGAAAUUCAAUGUAAAUGUCUUAUUUAA